Salvia splendens (bonfire salvia) is the source of this 882-nucleotide messenger RNA. RefSeq names its product carotenoid 9,10(9',10')-cleavage dioxygenase. Gene Ontology annotation, biological process: carotene catabolic process. Gene Ontology annotation, cellular component: chloroplast stroma. The transcript has 6 exons. Lineage: Eukaryota; Viridiplantae; Streptophyta; Magnoliopsida; Lamiales; Lamiaceae. The record is from RefSeq and is a predicted model, not a curated record. The coding region runs from base 120 to 428 and encodes 102 amino acids. Gene Ontology annotation, molecular function: carotenoid dioxygenase activity.
GAUUUGGUACAGCUAAUACAGCUUUGGUGUAUCACCAUGGGAAGCUUUUGGCACUUCAUGAGGGAGAUAAACCUUAUGCCAUCAAAGUUUUGGAAGAUGGAGAUCUGCAAACGAUUGGCAUGAUGGAUUACGACAAGAGACUAUCACAUUCUUUUACUGCUCAUCCUAAAGUUGACCCGUUCACAGCAAAUGCUUGGGAGGAAGGAGAUGAAGUUGUUCUGAUCACUUGCCGACUUCAUAACCUUGAUCUUGACAUGGUCAAUGGCGUUGUAAAAGAAAAGCUUGAGAAUUUCACAAAUGAACUGUACGAGAAGAGAUUCAACCUCAAAAAUGGUUUGGCUUCUCUGAAAAAGUUAUCUGAGUCGUCCGUUGAUUUUCCCAGGGUUAACGAAAGCUACACUGGAAGAGAUUGGAAAGGAAAAGAUUGAAGUUGGAGGAAAUGUUAGUGGUCUCUUUGAUCUUGGACCUGGCACUGCAUCCGAAGAAGACGAUGGCUACUUGAUUUUGUUUGUCCAUGAUGAAAACACCGGGUAUGCUCUCUUUCAUUUGAUAAUAGUAAUUUAUUUCUGUGAUAUUACUUGAUACGAUAUCAUGCUCAUCGAAACUCACUGACACCUGGUAAAACAUAAGUAUGAAAUAGAGUAUUAUACAUCGAGAUGUAGGUCAUCCUUCUGCUCCAUCGACUUCUUAUUUGCAGAAACUCUGUUUGAAAAUACAGCAAUAUGCCGGUGUCGCUUGGAGUUUGAAGUUACCAUACGGGCUACGGAUUACUCAGAUUAAAUCUCAUUGGGAUUAGAAUAGUUAUUUGAGUAUCUUAAUAUCGAUUACACGGGAGAACCUGACUAAAUCGUUGAUUAAUUAUAAUCUACAUGAAAUCAGCAG